CAAAUUCGAGCUCGUUCUUUUGGUAUUCUAGGGUUUCAAGAUUUUUUGAAAAAAAACUAAAGAUCAAAUCGUUUUCAGUACAGUACCAAUAUAUCUCCCUCCGUUGUCGCUCGAUUUCAUUUCCGAUGUCAAUGAAGAGGGAUUUUGUGGGUUCUUCGUCAUCAUCAUGGAAAAGAACAAGGUUUGAUUUCAACGAUUCUGAGGUAUAUCUGCUUUACGAUAUCUAUCGUGGUCCUGUUAGGUAUGUGAUGUACAAGCUUGAUACUAGUGCUAUCGGUAAUGAUGAUAAUAAGGGAAAUUUGACUACUGUAUUCGAACUGCCUAGUGAGAAAUAUCCCCGCAGUAUGGGCUCCUUUGCCCUGGGCUCUAGGAUCUAUCUGCUUGGGGGUGAAGUUGGAUUUAACGGUGAAGUUGGUAUUACUGCCAAGGGAGGCAGAAAUACUCGACGCAUCUCCGAAAAAGUGUAUUUCUUUGAUACUGCUGCUGCCAUUUCCUCCUCUUCACCUUUAUCAGUGGCACCUCAUAUGGAAGGUGGUAAGAGGUCACCGCUGGCCAUUCAUGUGGAUGGGAUGAUAUACGUCAUUUCAGCUCUGCCUAGUCUCUAUACUUUCUACAGUGAGGAGGAGCCAUUAUUCGAGGUUUUCGACCCACAGGGUAAUGAGGGUGAGGGAGAGUGGUCUUCCUUGCCCAGACCUCCUUUCUAUCGCCGCUCUAGUAACCACGGGAGCACUGAGAUUAACGGUGCAGGCAUGAUUGUCUCGCAUGCUGUUGUUGGCCAAAGGAUUUUUUUCUUCACCACCAAAAAGGAGCAAGUGGACGUUUUUGAUGUCUACAACCGCCAAUGGACGCCUUUGAAGGUCCGCAACGGGUUCCGUUUGCCCUUUAAGGGGGCAGUCAUGCCGAUAUUUGACUCUGCGUGGGCUGCCAUUAGUACUUCUGUCCACCGUAGGUCCCCCAUUAGUACUUUCAAUCUCACGGCAGAUUUUGGAUUGGUAGGGAGAGAGGUUGAAGGCCUCGAGACUAUCCGUCGUACUCCCAAGCCACCUCUAGCCUAUGGCAUUUAUUACCAUGUCCUUGACAUGGGGAAUGGCUGGGUUUGUCUUCUCAAAUUUGGCAACGACAAGGAGGGCUUCGCCAAUGGGAAGGCAUACGUUUUUGCUACCGUCUUUCAUCUUGUCAAAAAGCGCAUGGAUAAGGUCUCUUUUGACGAAUCGAAGUAUUGGCCGGAGGGUCAAAGAUUGUUGCCCUUGCCCCCACCUCCACCAGGUGUCCAAAAGCGUGAUCACAACAAGGUUAUUGGAGAGAUUCAAGUAUUUGGUGCUGAAGAACUCCGCAGCUCUUUGUUUGCCCCUGGGCUCGAAAACUACAAUACAAGUUACGCCGCAGUUGGUUGCUUCGUUAUGAAAAAACAAUCUACUCCCUCUUAAUAUCCAGUUGGUCUUGGGGAAUAGCACGCAGUUAAUCUUUUAGUGCUGGUUUGAGUCGAGUCGAGUCGGAGAGCUUGCUUGAUAGUGGUAACGAAGCUUGGAUCGAUUAGGCAGUUUCCUUUCUAUCUUUUCUUUUAUUCUUCUGAGUUUAUCUUAGAACAUCUUGUAAUUAUAUGGUUUGAUGAGAAAUGACACUAAACUUAAGUUGCUAUCAUUUGUUGUCUGGGUAGCAGUGGAUUGACAUUGUAUUACUAUUAAUGUGUUAUUUGCUGAUAUUUUACCUUUUGCAUGCUAAA
Messenger RNA from Rhododendron vialii, 1723 nucleotides. RefSeq lists its product as uncharacterized. Gene Ontology annotation, molecular function: protein binding. The coding region runs from base 126 to 1427 and encodes 433 amino acids. The record is from RefSeq and is a predicted model, not a curated record. Lineage: Eukaryota; Viridiplantae; Streptophyta; Magnoliopsida; Ericales; Ericaceae. The transcript is spliced from 2 exons.